Mirounga angustirostris (Northern elephant seal) is the source of this 6060-nucleotide messenger RNA. RefSeq names its product BCL2 interacting protein 2 (gene BNIP2). The transcript is spliced from 12 exons. Gene Ontology annotation, biological process: apoptotic process. Gene Ontology annotation, cellular component: cytoplasm. Bases 415 to 1386 code for a protein of 323 amino acids. Lineage: Eukaryota; Metazoa; Chordata; Mammalia; Carnivora; Phocidae. The record is from RefSeq and is a predicted model, not a curated record.
CUUCCGCCGGGGUCGCUCUCUGCAUCCGGGUCAGCUGCUGCCGCUGCAGCUAUAGCUUGGGGACUGGGCCCCGGUCUCCACUGCGGUCCGAGGGGAGCGGGCUCCUCUCGGCCCUACCUCCUGCGCCCUGGCCGUCAGCCCCACGUCGCCGGCCUGGAGGGGCGAAGAAGACGAGGGAGCCAGGGCUUCCUCCGGGAUUUUAUUUAUUUAUUUUAGAGACCGAGCACAAGAGCGGGAAGGGUCAGAGGGAGAAGCAGACUCCCUGCUGAGCAGGGAGCCCGGUGCGGGACUCGAUCCUGGGACUCCAGGAUCAUGAUCUGAGCUGAAGGCAGUUGUUUAACCAACUGAGCCACCCAGGACAUUGGCUCUCUGGAUUAUCAGGAGUUUGUGGCUGAUAUUGAAUCUAAACUGAGGAUGGAAGGUGUGGAACUUAAAGAAGAAUGGCAAGAUGAAGAUUUUCCAAUACCUUUACCAGAGGAUGAUAGUAUGGAAGCAGAUAUACUAGCUGUAACUGGACCGGAGAGCCAGCCUGAAGUUAAUGGAAAUAAAGUAAGAAAGAAACUCAUGGCUCCAGACAUUAGCCUGACCCUGGAUCCUAGCGAUGGCUCUGUGCUGUCAGAUGAUUUGGAUGAAAGUGGGGAGAUUGACUUAGAUGGCUUAGACACGCCAUCAGAGAACAGUAAUGAAUUUGAGUGGGAAGAUGAUCUUCCAAAACCCAAAACUACUGAAAUUAUUAGGAAAGGCUCAAUUACUGAAUACACAGCAGCAGAGGAAAAAGAAGAUGGACGACGCUGGCGUAUGUUCAGAAUUGGAGAACAGGACCACAGGGUCGAUAUGAAGGCAAUUGAACCCUAUAAAAAAGUUAUCAGCCAUGGAGGAUAUUAUGGGGAUGGAUUAAAUGCCAUUGUUGUGUUUGCUGUCUGUUUUAUGCCUGAAAGUGGUCAACCUAACUAUAGAUACCUGAUGGACAAUCUCUUUAAGUAUGUUAUUGGCACUUUGGAGCUGUUAGUAGCAGAAAACUACAUGAUAGUUUAUUUAAAUGGUGCUACAACUCGAAGAAAAAUGCCCAGUCUGGGAUGGCUCAGGAAAUGCUACCAGCAAAUUGAUAGAAGGUUACGGAAAAACCUAAAAUCACUAAUCAUUGUACAUCCCUCAUGGUUUAUCAGAACACUUCUAGCUGUCACAAGACCCUUUAUUAGCUCAAAAUUCAGCCAAAAAAUUAGAUACGUCUUUAAUUUGGCAGAACUAGCGGAACUUGUCCCCAUGGAAUAUGUUGGCAUACCAGAAUGCAUAAAACAGUAUGAAGAAGAAAAGUUAAAAAAGAAACAAAAAAGAGUUGAUCAAGAGCUUAAUGGAAAACAAGAUGAACCGAAAAGUGAACAGUAAGUUUGGCGUCUAGUCCAAACAAGACUGAAGAAUGUGCUGAUGAAGCAGUGCUCUUUUUUGCAUUUAUAAUGCAUUUAUUGGCCCUGAUUUUUAUGUAACCUGUUACAAAAUGGACUUGACUCUUCCUUAAUGGACUUUUGUGUAAGGGACUGUUCACUGCUGUAUUGGUUUGCAAAUCUCUUGAAUUUAGCUCUUUAUUAGCGAAUUAUAUUGUAAUCAUUUUAUAUUUUAUAUUGCUAAAUAGCAGAGAACCACACUUUAUAUAAAGCAGUUUUUGCAUUUGUUUGUUGAAUGAUGCAUCAUCUUCAGUAAACUAUUUAUAUGCCUAAAUGGUAAAGGAAAGAGAUAAUAUAUAUUUUUAUGUUUCUGAGCAAUAUUUUUUAAUGUAUACCUGUCUUGUGGAAGAAUGUACAGGUAAAUAAGACCAUGAUUUGUAAAGUGCAUGUUCGAAUUUUUGUUUUCGUAAAUGGUUAGAUACAUUUCCUGGGUAACUUAGAAAACUCAUAAGGUGAGGGACAGUUAAACUGGUUCUCAUGAAUACCCAAAGGUCAUGUACAUAAUCUAAGUAGAUUAAUACUAUCCUAAGCUUUUUUUUUCUCAUUUAAUACUGUUUCUUAAUUCAGAAGCGCAAAUACAAAUGUAUUGCACACUUUCUCCUUUUUAAACUUUAAAGACAAGUCAAAAAGCCAUUUUUAGAACUAGAGAACUUAAGAGGCUAAGAAAUGGGGUUUGUAUAUAUGUAUAUAUGGGACAUUUUAUCUUCUGGCCAGAAGUCAGAACUUUAUAAAAAUUUUAGGUCUGUUCACUAAUGUGAAAUAAGCUGUGUGUCCAGGGUAUCACUCUCCAGAAUUUGUGAGUGCAGUGUAGUAUUCAGAGAAUGUGAUGAGUUAUUCACUGUCCCUAUUUUUCUGUAGAAAAUAGGGGCUGCUUUUUUAACUGCUCUCAAUGUGGGCACUUCACCAAAAUACUUCUGUAUCAGUUACUUAAACCUGGUAGGAGGUAGGUGUUUGACCUAAUCAGAUUUGUGUAUAUUCACAUUUUCUGUUGAAUCAUGUUGACAGUACUGUAAAUUAAGUUAUUUUGUAAGUCUUAGAGCAUCAUUACAUUAUGCUGUUUGGGACGGCAUUUAAUAUAAGCAUAUAAACUUUUUGUUUAAUUUGGUAAUAAGUACCUUGACUCUACACUGAAAUACAUUGUACUGAGGUGCCCAAACAGAACUUAAUUACCCACAAAAUCAUCCUAAAACAACAGAUUGGUCUGAUACUGUGUCAUAUGCUUGUGUGACUCAUACACAUGUGGAAAAAUUAGUAUCCUCCAAGUUUGAGGAUACUACCACACCCCAGCCCUUCCCAUAAGGUAAUUUACAAAAGAAUGUCCUAGAAUAGCAAAAUUGAAGCUGAUGAGAGCUAAGCUUUUAGGAUUUAUUCUGUCCCAGACUGAACACACAUGUGGCUUUUACAAACAUUGCCAUUUUUCGUAUAAAGUUUCCGUUAAAAAGGAGAAUUUUCCUUUACUUUUUGUCCUCCUCAGUUAUAAACUUGGCAUGCUAACCUAAGUCCAAUUAUGGGAGAUGCUGGAGGAUUCCCAGGAUGAGCUGUUCCUCAGCAGCCUUCUGACUUAACUUGGAUCCAGCAGCCGUGGGCAGAUCCUAAACUAAUGUCAUUAUAGCAAAUAAAGCCAAAACCAUUUUUGCUUGCUCAAACCUUAGAAACAGUUUGUGUUGAAAAAGCAAACUAACAAUAACAACUUAGGCAUUCCUUCUGAAUUUACCAUAUGAGAAUUACGAAUAAAGAAUCAUUUAAUUGUGAUUAGAGUCUAUAUUUAUAGAGCUCUUUAAGUAGUCUUUCAUCUGUAAGUCUUUAUCCUGUUCAAAAUUUGCUGAACUUUUUAAAUAGGUGGUUUUCCUCCACAUAAAGUACACAGUGCUUCAGGUUCAACAGUUUAUUGUGUUUAUUCACUUUUGCUUUUGCAAGCAUUGUUCCUAACUAUAGAUACAACUUGUUGCAAAAGUGAUGCAUUUUCCUAAAUAUUUUUUUAAAGUACAGGUAAACUUUAAUCUAUUAGAACAUUAAAAUUCAGAAGGAACAGUGUUAACACUUGGGAUAUAACGAGAGUGAUGUGCUGUGAAUCGUUGGAUUAAACGACACCUGCUCUAACCUACACCUUAAUGGAAUCUGGUACAGGGACAUGCCCCGUAAAAAUGUUUCAUAACUAUAAGGCUUAAGAUUAUAACUAGUAGGUUAGAGGAAAAGCACUUAGGCAGUUUGUUAUUUGUAAUUUGUCACUAUGUGACAUUUCCCCCAUAUCAUUCAAUUUUAAUUUUCCAUUGCUGAUUGAAAGUACAUAAAAUUGUAUUAUCUUUCUGCUGGGGUCAUGGAUCUAACUUAAGUGGUUUAAUUUGAUUUUUGUCACUAUGUUUUAUUAUACUUGGGCUCUGAGUGUCUCUCUUUAAUCAAAAGUUUCUCAUAUAAAGUAAUUUGGUUGUGUUCUGCUUGGUCAUAUUCCUAAGUAUCACCAAGGAAAAUGCUAUAUUGGCCUCCCACUUGAAGCUUAAUAGCCUUUAACUCGGGUCGGGGUGUGGGGAGGAUAGGAUCCUGAGGAGGGCCUAGUGGGGUAGUUGGAAAGGAAGAUAACAAAACAAGGAAGUAGGAGAAAGAACUCUGAAGAGGUAAAGAGUAGGUGUUAUCUCAGAUGUCACUGAAUGUUUCCCUGUGAAGGGAUGUACUGUGUAUGGCAGCUCUUUGCACCAUAUAACAGUCUUGUAUCCAACGGGAAAACCUGCAGGCUUCACACAGAAUAUGUGAAUUAAGACUGGAGUGAAGAGGGCAAAGGUUAGUAAUACCUAUAAUGAGAAUUUAUAUUUUCAUCUGCUUUGUCUCUUCAUACAGAAGCAAGUUUGAACAGAGAGGGUCAACAAUUACAGUGCUCAAAUUAAAGUUUAGGACCAGGUUAUUUUUCAUAUUUUAUGAAACGUGGUAAACAUUAAUUAGUCUUCCAAAAUGGACAGCACUAUUUAGUAACUGCACUGAAUACUGAAAUUUGCUGAUUGACAAAGUAUAUAUCAGUAGCUAGAAUUUCUUCAACGACAGUUUCAGAAUUUAAAAAGGUAAAAGUUCUGCUUUUUGAUAGAGACUUCUUGUAGAUGACUACAGUGUUACUAUUUGGCUGUUUUUAUGUGAGUGCUCAGGGAAUUUGGAAGUGUUUGAUUUAGUGCAGAAGUGGCUUUUUUAGAUUUCUUCAAUCAAGAGGUAAAUUAGCAUUAGGAUAUUAUUGGUUAGAACAGGCCAGUUUCUUGUUGAGAUCGGUAAAAGUGUGUAUAUAAGGUGACAAUAGCUUCGUCCUUUUUCCUGUGUUAUAUGUGGAAAAUUGCUAACAUUGCUCAAUCAGAAGGGAGAAGAUAGGCUGAAAAUAGAAAUUUGCUAAUCCAUUCCAUCAUGUUUUCUUGCUUAUUUUUUCAAAUAUUUAGAUAUUUGAGAAAUGGAUCACAAACCUCAAAAGGAAGGAAUAGAGGAGUUAAUGUGCUUAUUAGUUAGACCAGCUACUCUGUUAGAGUUUAUCCUUGUCACAGGGAACAGGAAUUGUGUGAUUUGAGUCACUGGGAGAAAGCAUGAAGAAUUUAGACUCACCUGGGAAGGUCAGCUGGUAAGGGAAGUUGGAGGUUUUCUACUCAGUGUUCUCAUAGUACAGAAGAAUUACCUAGGGAUCCUUUCACUCACCUCUUCCGCGGUCCCAAGAUUCUGAAUGAAUUAGAAUCAGCAGUGGUGAGUCCCAGUAAAGUAAGUUUCUUUUAAAGUUCUAAUGGCACUUGAAAAUAAGUAUUGUGUUGAACAUGAGGAGUGACACUAAAAUUUUAACAUAGCUGUUGCUUUGUUGCAACUACAUAUGGUAGAUCUACUUAAUUUCUUAUGUUUUGAGAAUUACUUUUAAGAAUACUAUGAAAAGUUCACAUAAAGCAACUUAAAUCAAACACCUGAUGAAAAUCAAGGGUUUAAUUAAGCUUUCAGAUCGAUAAAGAAUUAUAUUGAGCUGUUUGCUUCAUAUAGCGAUCUGAUUCUAUCUUGUAAGACAUUCUACAAGGGGUUAAAACAUUUACAUUUUGGAAUCUUUGUGUUUUCACAGUCAGUGUGGCUAAGGAGGAACUUGGAAAAUAAUACUAAUUAGCUAUUCCAUUGCACUUUUUGUAUACGAACUUUCUAAAGUUGUGCCCCUUAAACCGUUUAUGUACAUAAACCUAGCUAGCAAAUGUUGGAGGUGUGUUCAGGGCCACUGACUUGCACAGUCCAUAGGACACUAUGCACACAGAACACAAUUCAGAGUGAGUUAGACACCUACACACUUUGAUACAGAUUUCAAAAAUUCAAAUAUUUUUCUUAAUGUAAAUUCACAUGCUGCCAUUUAGACACAGUGUGCUGUGAUCAUUUCACCACUAUUCAGUUGAUGUUGCCUAGCCUGGUGCUGUCAUUUUACAGUGUGAGAAAUUCAGUUCUGAUGACUGUGUGUGCAAGAUGUUGAUGUGAUCCCUGUAAGAAAUAAUGGGGUUCGUCUUGAUUUACUGAGGAGAUGUAAUAUUUUAUUUUCCUUUGACUUGUUAGGAAUACGGUAACUUGCGUCCUGGUUUGUUGCACAGCAUAUUUUUGCAACGUUAAUGAAUUUAAAUAAAUUAAUUGGAAAGUU